Molecule: messenger RNA, 1882 nt
Organism: Daldinia loculata
Lineage: Eukaryota; Fungi; Ascomycota; Sordariomycetes; Xylariales; Hypoxylaceae
Product: glycoside hydrolase family 18 protein
Exons: 4
Coding region: 642-1715 (357 amino acids)
Biological process (GO): chitin catabolic process; carbohydrate metabolic process
Cellular component (GO): extracellular region
Molecular function (GO): chitinase activity; chitin binding
Source: RefSeq, a predicted model, not a curated record
CAUUUAUUUCAUGAGCUGAUGGAAUUCCGACCACCAAUCCCACUCUGUCCUUUCAUUCGGGCCAUGUCAAGCUGGCGACUGUUUACUACUGGCCUGCCCUCCUCCGCCUGAGCUGACCAUAUAGCGGCCCUAUAUCUGUACUGAUCCCCGUCGCAAUUAUGUCAUGCAUGGAUAGCUCAGCGAACGAUCUCCGUAAGGGUAUCCGAAUACAUAUGUACCUAGAUGGUCCCCCUUGAGGCGAAAAAAAAAGUUGAUGAUGUUGCGCUCUUCUCCACCGCUUCCGCGCUUGGGAGCUGAUCAGGUCUCUCCCAAGCCUCUCAUGUAUAAAAGUUUCACACACAAGGUUGGCCGUUUCGGGCUCUAAUAGUGGCUCUGAGACAACAAAUACAAGCCAUAACACUUCAUAACUCGCCGAAGACAGGUACCCAUUUAUACCACGAAGGUAAUUUCAACAUGCGCCAUCUUGAGUUCUCUCAUCCUCUUAGUUAUUGGUAUCCCGGCUGUUGCUCCUCGACUUAAAAACGGAACUAUCCCUUUUUGACUCCUUCGAAUAUUUCUUCAGAAAGCGUCCCAAGCAGACACAACGGCCUCGAUAAUUCACCUUCACAGUUAUAAUUUGUUGCCAGAAAUAGUUACUCAAUAUGAGCUCUUCAUCAUCUCGAUGGCGGAAGACUGCUGGCGCGUCCAAUGUCAUGCUCACGAACGCCGCCUAUUUUCCAAAUCACAAGAUCUAUAACGGCGCCUCGCCGGGUAUGAUGAACUAUGGUUGCAUUAACCAUGUGUAUUACGCUUUCGCUAACGUAGCGGCGGACGGUUCCGUGUUUCUGAGCGAUGAGUGGGCAGAUACCCAAGCCCCUUGCGACGGAGUCCAAGGUGGGCUUGGAUCUUUGAUGCAUCUUAAGCAGAAGCAUCCGCAUCUGCAAGUCACUAUAUCGAUCGGUGGCGGCACUUCGAGUGAGACAUUCCCAGUCGUUGCCUCGAACGCUCUGCUGCGAGAUAACUUUGCGCGAUCAGCGCGAGGUUUAGUGGAGGCCUCCGGUAUGGAUGGUAUUGAUAUAAACUGGGAAUAUCCCAUGGACCCCCAGCAAGGGGCCGACUUCGUUGCGCUCCUGGCCGCCGUGCGGGUCCAACUUCCGGAGGAGCAGUUCUUCGUCACGGCAGCUCUCCCAGCAAGCCGCUCAGUUUUGCAUAAUAUCGAUAUUGCGCAAGCUGCGUCCUAUCUCGACUACGUAAAUCUGAUGGCGUAUGACUUCUGCGGUUCGUGGUCACAACGAAGCGGGCACCAGGCCCAAUUGUACUCGAUGAGCAAGGACGAGACAUCAGGAUCGUCUGGUGUCUCGUACCUUGUGGGCCACGGCUGUCCAACUAGAAAAAUUUUGCUGGGUAUUCCCCUCUACGGACGGAGCUUUCUCGGGGUUAGCGGACCAGGACAUCGAAACAAGGGCGCAGGAGGCGAAGACGGCGUAUUCGAAUACAGCACGUUGCCAAGAAAACAUGCCAAAGAAUCUGUGGAUAAACGGAUAGGGGCCGCGAGUUGCGUCGGAGGGGAUGGAGGGUUUGUCACCUACGAUAACCCGGACACCGUCAAGAUGAAGGCAGCAUACUGCAAACAGAAAGGUCUCGGGGGCUUGUUCUAUUGGUCCGGACCCGCUGACUCCCGAGAAAAAUCUCGAAGCUUGAUCGCGGCCGGAUUCCGAGCGUUGCAUAGUUCAUAAACGAAUCGACAUUUUAGGCUUUUAUCACAGCUGGUGAACGGAGUUGAGGCGGUCACUACGACUGUUUGCAUUUUCAUGGCGUUAAAUUCCUAUUUAUAGGGUAGAUGCAUUAAGAUUUGGCUUUCCUGGAGACAGCAUAUCAUGCUUGUAUUGCAUCACUCAAGAGC